Messenger RNA from Gongylonema pulchrum, 163 nucleotides. The record is from the annotation of a GenBank genome assembly. NCBI's taxonomy places the organism in Eukaryota, Metazoa, Nematoda, Chromadorea, Rhabditida, Gongylonematidae.
GUACCAGAAGUAGCAGCACAAGUUGGUGAUAGUGACGAAGAUGAUAAAGCGAAAAAGAAACGACGACGUGCCGCAGAUUCCCCGCUUAGCGAAGAUGAUGGCUCCGAUGAGGAUAAACCAAAAAGAGGCAAAAAGAAGAUGCUGUUCAAUUUCACCGAAACCG